Messenger RNA from Mercenaria mercenaria, 8590 nucleotides. RefSeq lists its product as uncharacterized. The record is from RefSeq and is a predicted model, not a curated record. The transcript is spliced from 20 exons. The coding region runs from base 290 to 4015 and encodes 1241 amino acids. Gene Ontology annotation, biological process: regulation of apoptotic process. Gene Ontology annotation, molecular function: protease binding; death domain binding. Lineage: Eukaryota; Metazoa; Mollusca; Bivalvia; Venerida; Veneridae.
ACUUUUUUACAUUAAGUGUAUGUGUGUUAACAGAAUUACCGUUGGAGGAUAAAUAUUUCUGUUUUAAGCACUAUUAUAUGAAUAGACUAAACACGUACAGAUAUGUAAUCUUUGAUUCUUUCUAUUGUAAGCUUAUUUGCUUGUUUGUAAGCAUGCAGUGGCGGGAGAGCGCCGAGAAAGUGACUAAAAGAAAGUAGUGCACGGUCACGUACAAGUUCAUUUAAAGUUACUUUAUAAUUAAUAAAUAAAAUAUUACUCGUUGGAUGCCACAAGAAAUGUUAACCUCAAAAUGAAGAAAAGAAUACGUACCGAUUCCAGUCUGAGCGAGUUCAGUGCUGGCUAUACAGAAGAAGAGGAUGACUGUCUGACAGAUGAUAAUGUUAAGAAACGGAGAAGAAAUGACGCAAGUCUUACGGAAGGAACGGCUCAUUUACCAAGCGAACAAUCGUCUUUGUGUGGCUUUUCUCCAUUUGAAGAACGUGGUUUGAACUGUCCACUCUCUGUUUAUAGAAAAGACACACAAAGGCCAACAACAGCGUUUGAUGUUUUGGAUAUGCAGAUAAAGCUACACAAUUAUAAAGAUGAUGAAAGGGACGACAGUUCUACUGGGACACUGUUAAUACCAAAACGGUAUUCAUCAGCAGAAACUUUGCAAUCACCUGGUUCAAGUGUGCCUUUGACACCUUCAAAUCAUUCGGUUGCAAAGCUUUCUCCUUACUGCUUGUCAGGUCAGCAAGGACCAAGUAGUGUUCCAUCAACAGCUGAGAUUGGUAAACAGCUAAGUUCUGCCUGUGCUCAAAGGUGGUUACAAUUCGAUGUAACAGAAAAGCCCGUAAAUUACAAUCUGAGAAAGUUUUUACAAAAGAACUACGUAAAACUGAAAGAUGAUCUUGACCCGGACGGUGUUGCAGACAGACUUUGUGAAAGUGAUAUCAUGAAUGACGCGGACAGAAGAAAGAUAACAGAUGCAAGGAGCCAUGGACAGAAAAGUGACAUUCUUUUGAAGUGCCUGGUACGAUACUCACGAAAGAUUCCGGAAGGAGAUACAUCGUUCAUUGAAAAGCUUUUAGAUGUGCUAGAAAAGGAAAAAUGCGAUUAUUUGUUUGAAAACUUCAAAACAGGCGAAUUCGCAUAUCGAGAUGAUUCUAAAGCAUUGGUAUCAGAUGUUUCCGAUCGGUGGCAAGACAAAUUGUCCUAUUUCGAGAAAGUGAGAGGUGAUGAACUAGAUCCGAAGCAUAUUAUUGACUUACUGCUGGAGAAGGAAGUCAUAGAGUUUGACGAACAUGAAAAUAUACAGGAUAUGCAGUUUAAGCCUGACAAACUGAAAUACUUGAUUAAAUAUAUAAAAAAGAAGACAGUCACAGAGUAUGAACGAUUUGUUCAGGUAAUCGAAGAAGAAUAUCCACAUCUAUGUGACGUGCUGACCAAUUCUGAGAUCAUGAUGGACUUUUCUUCAAGUACAGAACAAGAGAUGUUGCCUGCAGUGAAGGUUAGACAGCACUCUUCGAUGACUUUCACCUCGAACGGUUACUCUAAAGAAACGGAGUUCAAAUUAUCUUUGCAAGGAGACGGUCGAGAAAUUGAGCAGAUGGUGGUUGACAGAGGUUCAGAUGGAAACAAUGAAAACAUUGUGGAAGAGAUGAUGGAAUUUACUGCAUCUGAAGUCCAGGCAUAUGAAUUUUCUUCCAUUCGACUGACUUUGAGGCACCUAUCUAAUCGCUCGCAAAUGAUGCUUUUUGAAAAGUGGAAAGAAUCGCCUGAACAGCUGGCAAAGAUUGUACAACACAUGUUUACGAUCGAGCAUUACAGACAACUUAGAGCAAAGGGCAUUAAUCUAAUUGACUUCAGACUGGAAGUCCAAUGGCCAGACGGUGUUAUUUCACGAGAUGCAAUUGCAGAAAAUUACUGUUUUCUAAAAGAAAAAAUAGAGCCGAAUCAUUUCAUUGACUUGCUGAAAUCUGCCAAAGCACCAGACGAUGUAACUGAUUUUAUUGCAUCGCAAAAACCAAAAGCAGAAAGAUGCAAGGAAUUUCUAGUAUUUAUGGUGAACGAUGAAAGAUCUCCAAUACAUGACUUCUAUGCUAAGCUAAAAGAGCUUCAAAUGGUUGAUGUUAUCAAUGUCUUAUUGGAUCCGAGCAGGACAAAUUCAACACGUAUGUGUUCCUGCAAAUUAACCAAAACGGCAAUCGUGAAAAACUUUAGCGAACUAGCGAAGGAGAUGCCUGGGGUAGACAAAUUGCUCCAAAAGUUCGCACGUUUUCCGGGAUUUGAAGAGUCUGUGAGAAAAGAGUUUCAAAAGUUACUGAACAACAAGGCGCAUGCCACUAGAUGUUUGCCAAAAGACGACAAUCAACAGCUAGCUGAAAAUAAGCAUGCAACGGUCGAAGAAUUGAAAGCAGACGCCUGUCUACGAAAAAUACUUAAAAUGUCCGAGUCUGAGGUUGGUGUAGAGGUUUGUCUUCUAGAAGAAGAACUUCGUAGCACUGAUCAGGGACAAAAGCUGUUACGAAAAAUUAUGGAAGUACCUGCACCUAAAACUGGUUGCUUGCUUACAACAAAAGACAUCAGAAGGAACUGGAGCUAUUUACAAAGUGAAUUAGAACCAAGACGCUUUUUGGAUAUGCUUAGAGAUAUCGAUGGAAUAGAUGAUGUUAGAGAAAAGAUACUUUCUUCGCUGCCACGUCAAACACGAUGCAAAGAAUUUCUUUUAGUCUUAGAACAGAAUAGAAUGGCAAUGGAGAAAUUUGGUCCCGAACUGAAACGUUUGCAUUUGACAACGAUAAUCGAAGUUCUUAAAGAUUCGAGAGCUCAAGGAUCUGGAGAAUACAAAAUAAGCAAAACUGAUGUAAAAAGGAAUGCCGGAUUUCUUCAAGAAGAGAUCGAACCGAGAAAGUUUCUUAACAUGCUUAGGGGCAUUAAAGGCACAGACGAUCUCAUAGAGAAAAUACUGUCUUCGUCUCCGAGAAGAGUGAUAUGCAGUCGAUUUUACGACUUCUUGCUUCGUGCACAGGAGACGGUGUUAGAGAAAUUCCAGCUUGAACUGGAGAAGCUUCAGAUGUCACAUGUGAUAAAGUUUCUUAUAAAUUCAAGACCAGAAAGAUACCAAGAUGCUGCAUCAGUGAAGGAAGCGUUGAUCGAAUCUUACAAGCACAUAGUGGAUGAAAUAGAACCCAGAUGCCUACGAGGUAUAUUUGUCGAACGAGACGUUUACUCUGGCAAAGAAUUUGACAACAUAUGUGGUUGUACCAGCCGACGAGCACGUGCAGUGUCUUUGUUGCAAGAUAUAAUCAAAGGUCCAGUUUCAAGGGCCAACUGUUUUAUGAACGCACUCGACGCAGUAGGAUAUGUGUCGCUUGUCAGAAUCAUCCGAAAACAAAUUGAAACAUAUAAAAAGUGUCCAAGAAUAUACAAGAAGGUUAAUGGCGAUACAGAGUGUAUUGUAAUUGAAGGACAGUUUGAAAUAGACACAAUGCAAACUGAAAAAUGUUCCAUGCCAUCCCAGGAAGAAAUACAUUUACCAUCUCAGACAGUUGAUACAGAGUUUUAUGUCCAGCAAUGGAUAGACACGAUUGCCGAAAAUGAAGGAAAAGACGACGAGCAGCAAACGUUAACAUCACCGAAUGAUGGAGCAGCUUCCGACAAAUCUGAUGAAGAAACAAUGUCUUUAAGGUGUGACAAUAAAUGCUGUAUAAUUCAAAAGCCUGUGGCAACUAUUGACAUCCAUAAAACCACAUAUGUUGCUCCCGGUCUAACGUCAACAAAGAAGCUCAGUUUUCACUCAGACGGAGAGAACAAUUCGUUGUAUUGCCAGGACAGUUUGAGCUUAGACUCACACAUGUUUCGCCGCCAAGACGAGUCAGCAGACUUUUUAAGCGUGUUUUCAAAAAGCACAAAAAGUCCUUUAAGUUGCACCCGUGGCCAGUCUGCUUGUACACAAAGAGCCGAUUCCACGUCUAGUGAUGGUACCUAUAUAUAUGAGAAUGGACAAACGGCAGGAAAAGAUAACUCACCAUAACAGUUCAACGUAUACAACAGAGAAAAAAAAGAUGAUUGAUAAAAUUGUAUUUUCUCUCCCAAAGCUUUUUACCUUCAGAAAAGCUUCUUUGAACGUUUGACAGAGCGUUUUGAUAACACAUUUCUUAAAUAUUGCGUCCUGGUUCUAUAAAGUAUAGUUGUAUGUUUCAAUGUACACAAAAAAUGGCACAUGCAAUAUUUAUAAUGUAAAACGUUAUUUCAUGUCGUUUCAGUUGUUUUGACACAUUAAGGUAUUAGAUCACUAAAAGUAAUGUUUACAAAAUGGCAUUUGCUUGGUAUAUUCUGAAAGGUAACCGUGUUUUGCACUAUUUUUCAAUUUUUAAACAACUUUUACCAUGCCGUUUUUUUUAUAAAUUUUGUAUAACUUAUGGUAUCUCCUCAAGCUCAAGUAGAGACAAAUUUCAAAGUGAUAGCCACUAUCGAAAACGUUUGCAGAGAACUCAUUUUACCAGUAAUUUUAAUAAAAGAAACAUCAAACUAUUAGUAAACAAUUAUAAAACACAAAAUAAAAAUGUCAAUAACAUUUUUUUCCAUGGUGCCUCAAGUAAACGGAUUUAAUGAGACAGAAUUCAUACUUCAACAUUGAAGAAAUAAGGUCGAAUACUGUGUUUCUGUUUUGAAUUUUGCUUACUCUAUUUAAAAAUAACUUCAGGGCAGACGUAAAACCUAUCUAAAUUUCUUCCACAAUAUAUAAUCUAAAAGUGAAAGCAAAAAUAGAGAACUUUCACCGCGUGUAACUCGAUAUUUUUAAAAACGUGUAACUCUACCCCUUCUGUUUAAGUAGUCAAUUUACUUUGAACACCAAGAAAUCGCUUAUAAGAUUCAUCUUUUUCCAUUUUUGUACAAGAAAUCAAUAAUAAGUCUUGAAAGAAGUAAAAGCUUACUAGAAAAAAAGGAAAAUAAGGAAAACAAAUUUUGGUCCCAGUAGGGCUUGAACCUAAAAAUACCAGAUAUAUUUCACUACAUUCAGAUAAACCAGAAAGUUAUAACUAGAGAUCUAAUUGUGCCCCAUGAAUGUGUUUUCGUCCUUACCUCAUCACUACCUAAGUAUAAGUCAAACAUUGUAAUACAAUGUUGACUAAAUUUUGAAGGUGUAUAAAAGCAACCAGUGCUAGUGGCUACUCAUUAGCAAAGUUUAAGACAUAAAGGUACAAUAUCUUAAAAAUAUACAAAGUUACCAAAGUUCUUUUAUAUCUUUUGCAUAUUAAGCAACUAAAAUAUAGGCUGCGCCCUUUUAUUGGACUCGUUUUAUGUGAUAAUAUUACUGUGGCAAUUUUAAUCAGAAUUUAUAUAAAGAGCACCGAAUUAGAGAACUUUUAUACAUGAAUACCUAAAUUUCAGUAUAGCCUAAUGCAUUAGUUAAAAUUUGUUAUAUUUUACAAUUAUAAUUUUGUGAAUGCAUCAUAACUCAAAGACGCAUACAACAUUCAUUUCACAGUUAUGUUUAUCGCAUUGGGUGUCCAGACUACACAUAAUUGAAAUGUUUUGAUGUCAAAAAUCUCUAUGAAAGUGGAUUUUCUGCCAUGAACACGUUCACUGCUUAUGUUCUUAACUCUGCCAUUAUAUUUAAUUGUCACUUCACUGCGAGUUUUAUCUUUUAUUCUGCAAUUCUGACUCAUUGUUUGUAACUAGAAAACGGGUAACAAUUUAUACAUUUUCUGAAAACUGAUUCACAUUACUAAACGAAUAAAUCAAAAUUGAUCAUAAAGGUUACGACGGUCACAAAAGGGACCAACCCGUCUGAAUUUUACAAAGAAAAUAUAAGCAUAAAACAAAAGCUUUAUUCAAUACUGCUCAGUAUAAUCAUAGUGAAGUCAGUCAAUAUGUUGUGACUGUGACGUUAGGCAUUAACUGUACCUUCAAUUUUAGAUUAAUAGAUCAAGUGCAGAUAAUGGUAUUUUGUAGUAGAAGAAAUAAUUUUUAUUUUUAUUCUUUUUUUUUUAUAGAUUUCAGUUUCAUUUAAAUGUAACUUUAAAUGUGAUAUUAAUAUCUUGCACGGUCUCUUGUAAUUCUAAUUUUAGAAUGGCUUUGUAUUAAUUUUAAUAUAGUCAUUUUAUGAUUUUACCAUUGUAUACAAAGAUGAGACUAUAAUAAACUAUGAGUUGAGUAUAUUUGAUGGAAAUCGGCUUGUCCAAAAUGGUUUUCCAGCUUGUUACUCAUCCAAUUAUAUGAAGUGAUGUUAUGUUAUAAUUAGCCAAAAGGAACUGCAUAGAUUGAAGUAAAUUUGUUACAAGAAAUUUUUACCAGUGUUAAAAUUUUGUACCUAUAAUAUAUUUCAGUGGUUUUGUAGAAUGUUGCAAACCUUUUUAGGUGUAUUUUUGUUUUCUAUACUCAUUGUUUGAUAGAUAUGAUCAUAGUUUGUAAAUACAGCCUUGAAAUUGUAGUGUUAUUUUGAUUGGAUGUCACUUGGUAAUAAAUAUAUAUUAAUAAGUCUUUAGGGGAAUGUAAAUAUUUACCAGUCCUUUUAAACUGUAUAUUAUUUGUGUAAAGGAUUAAAUUUGUUUUACAGUUACGUAAUGAAAUUUAUAAGAAGGUCAAUGAAUUGUUUUUAUCCGUUAUAAUUAUAUUACAUUUUAAAGGUGAUAAGUCACUUUCUUACAUUAUAAAGUUGAUCGCCAAAUUGUAUUAAUUUUGUAAAUUUUACUAUAUUUUAUAAAAUAUUUACAUUUUUGACUUCCUUUCAGUUUAUCCAUGCUGCACAUUUUCUACUGUUAUGGAUCUGUCUUUUUUCGAGUAAUUUUGUAUACCUUUACAAUCUGUGUGAAUUAUCUGUUUGAUUUGUACUGAACGUUAAUGUGACAUUUACUGUGUAUGGAAACAAAGAAUGUCUUUAAAAAUGGUAGGCAAAAUUUGAAGCAUGAAAUGAUGUUGCAAUCUUAUUUUCUGCCAUGAUAUGUACACAGACACCAGUCGUUCUCCGUAAAAUCCGUAAUUAUUUCUGUCAUUUGAGAUGUAAGGCGAUAGCAAAAAAAUGCGUAGAAUGUAAAGGCAUUAAACAUGUCCGUUCGUUAAACAUGUAAUACAAAUAGGCGAAUUAUUUUCACACACUGUUUCAAGGGUUAAUCCAGGUUAAGGAUAUAACUUCACAAGGGGAUAAACGUACGGUACAUCUAUUUACCAGUCUUCUGUUAGUUCUUUCUGCCAAAAUGUUUUACAGGAAAUAUCAUUUGUUUUCAAAUGAAAUGCUAUAUGAUAGAUCAACCCUCAAGAUUUGUAUCAAGGAGGUAUUGUAAAAAGUAGUUUUUGUCAAGUUUUGAAGUUCCAACCAAAGCCCUAUACAUUUAGUGUUUGGAGAAAUUGGGACUUCCAGAUGAGUCAAAAGUCAUUUUUCUUCCAAACAAGCACUGCUAUUUUAUACAUUUUAAAAGAUUGCAAUGCAUGUCAAAAUAAAAUUUGUUUUGGCAGUCACUAAAUUACUACUCUUGAAGUCGUGAAAACAUGUGACAGUUGUCCAGUCAAAAACCUGAAUCCGAAUUUAAACAAUGUUUUAUAAACAAAAAGUACGUUUUUGCGGUAGAGAUAUUGUUUGUUUUUGUUUCUGGAGAAGAAAAUACAAAUAUAAAACAUCAUUUUUAAUAAGUUAUCUUAUCUAUCUAUUUUGCCUUCAGAUCAACCAGUCAAAACCAAAUUACAAAUAUUUUUCUGUUCAUGAAAAUUUUCAAUGCAUUCAAAUCUGAAAAGGACUGAUUUAUAAACCGCGAGAAAACAAACAACAAAGUUCAUUUUAAUAAGACUGUGCCCGAUGAAAUACUUUAAUAAAUUAUCGUGCGAUAUUUAUAUUAAAACAUUUAGCUUUGUAUAGAUGAUUCAAUAUAAACUUAUGGUGAAACAAAUAUUUCUUCUAUGUUUUUAUGGUUGGAAUAUGUAUUUGUUUUCCGUCUUUAAUAUUGUAUAACUUUUAAUUAUUAGCUUGAUUCGUAAGCUAAAUUUUCAUGUACUGUUUCUUCUUUAAUUUUUUUAACCGAAAUCUAUUAAUGUUUUGUUUUGGCUGCAUGCUAUACACUGUAUGUUUUUUCUUUGUUGAAUGCGUAUAAUUAAAGACAUCAAAUAAAUGUAAAAAUAGACCCCAAACAUUUCAAAGAUAGAAAGACUUUAGAUAAAAUCUAGAAAUUGAUGUCUAAGUCCUUCGAAUUACAAACAUGCUUGUAUAAAUGUGAAUAUCAAUAGCUAGACUGGCUCCCGUCCCGUGAUUGUUCUUUCAAAUCUCUUAGUAAGUUUAAAGGGGAAGUAACUCCUGCAGGUUGUUUCUAAAUUUACAUUUUUAUUCCCUCUGACUCCAAAUACUUUAUAAAAUGUUUACAGUACUAAAAAUGUAACCAUGCAGCCCGGGAGCCAUAACAGUUAGGAUAUGUUCUUAUGUAUUUGAUUUAUACUUAAAACUGCUUCAGAUGUUUUAGUCAGCUGAUUUAUGUUACAAAUUUCACAUAUAUGAUGAAAUUUCACUUAGUUUUCUAGAGUGAAGAUAAUACAGUUUUGUUUGUAUCAAAAUAUAACAAUAGAACACAGGUUUUGUAUUAGCGGAUAGGUAGGAUUAGUAAAGGUGCAAUAAUAUUGA